GAUAAAACAGGGAAAAAAGACCUCUUCUCCCCCACUCCCGCACUCCACCCCGCAACCGCCUGCAUCCCCGGAUCCCCACCGCGCCGAGCCGCUCCCCCGAUCCCCACGCUGCUUUCACUCCCCUGGAUGCCCAUGCCGCCGCGCCCCUCCCUAGAUCCCCACGCCGCCGCGCCCCUCUGCGGAGACCCGCGCCGCCGCGCCCCUCUCCGGAGACCCGCGCCGCCGCGCCCCAUCCCUGGAAACCCCCGCCGUCGCGCCCCGUCCCCGGAGACCCCCGGCGGCACGCCCCCUAACCGGAUCCACCCGCUGCCGUGCGCCCUCCCCGGAACCCCCACGUGCGCCGCCGGAUCUUGCGGCCGCCUCACGCCUCCACCACCGGCCGCCGCUGCUCUUCCCGUCUCCCACUCCGGUCAACCCCGCACUUCUCCCUCCGAUGAGUCUCCUCCCGCCCUCGGCCUGCCUCUUCUACUUCUCUACCUCCGGGGAACUCCCCUGGAUCCUCCUGCUCAUCGUCGCCCAGUUCCUCUUGUUCAUCCGUGCGUGACCCUCGGACCACCAUCGCGGCGCUGUUCUUGUUCUUCAAGCUCUCGUGUCCUGCCGAUGUCGUCGUCCCCAACCCCCUGCACAGCGCGAACGCUAUUCUCGAGGAUGAUUCCGAUGCCCGACGAAGAAGGCACGAAGUUCACUUACUGUCAUCGAGGAAAUUCAGCUAUACCCUCUCCAACGACCUCGGCCACGACUGUGCUCCAGCCAUCGAGCGCUUGCCUCUGCCGUCUCCAAGUGAUUUUUGAUGUCUGAAGUUCAGCUAUACCUACAGGUGCAAAAAAUAGGUGUUUUGGUCCAUUUGUUUCAGUUUGAUAGUCGGUUUUCUUCCAAGUUUAUCUCCAAAAUGCAACAACGUCUCGAGUUUUAAUCCUUCAGUUUCUGUGAGAACAAAAACGACAACGGCAUAUUUCUCUGAACAUCCCAUUGGGCCACAACUAGACCCCAAGAAACGUGCACGUACAGGAUCCUGUUACAACCAAAUAUGAUGUAAAAUGCAGAGACAAAAAAGUGAAUAUAUUCAGUAGUUUUUUUGUUUUCUU
Aegilops tauschii subsp. strangulata is the source of this 1085-nucleotide messenger RNA. The record is from RefSeq and is a predicted model, not a curated record. NCBI's taxonomy places the organism in Eukaryota, Viridiplantae, Streptophyta, Magnoliopsida, Poales, Poaceae.